Molecule: messenger RNA, 1469 nt
Organism: Cydia strobilella
Lineage: Eukaryota; Metazoa; Arthropoda; Insecta; Lepidoptera; Tortricidae
Exons: 2
Coding region: 83-1447 (454 amino acids)
Molecular function (GO): nucleic acid binding
Source: RefSeq, a predicted model, not a curated record
GUCGGCUAAAACGCCGGUGGGGUUGCAAGACUUGCAAGUGCCGAAAUAUUCGCAUCAAGAUUGUGCAUAAAGUACCAUCAGCAUGGCAAGUGAGAAAAAACGGAAAAGAGUUAUUCCCCCUGAGGAGCGCGCUAUCAUCGCUAAAGUUUUCCAUUUUCUUAAAGACGAAUAUAUAUUCACGGAACUUUAUAAAGAACCACAUUGUAAUUUCUCACAUUUGCGCAACAUAUCCAAGCGAACCGCGGAAAUAGCGGGCACAAGUACAAGAACAGUAAAUAAAAUAUUACAAGAAGAAAGACAGCUUCCCAGUGGAUCUACUAAAUUUCCAGCACCAUUCAAAAACAGACAAAAAAGACCCGGUAAAAUAGAUAUCAACGAACGUAUAGCUUAUACCAUACGAAGCUCAAUACGUAAUUCUUAUUUUAAACUUAAACAAAUACCGACAUUAAAAAAAGUGAGACAGACCUUAAAUGAACAAAUCGGUAUUGAUGCCUGCCUAGUAACGAUUCGUAAGUUAUUAUUGAAACUGGGCUACAGGUGGACUAAGUCAGACACUGGUAGAAAAGUUUUGAUUGAGCGACAUAACGUCCAAAUGUGCAGAUUGCAAUAUUUGAAAAAAAUUACUGAAUACCGCUCCCAAGGUCGGCCUAUUGUCUAUACUGAUGAAAGUUUCGUCACGACGAAAAAUGUUAAAUGUGGCUCACGAGCCCCACACGUAGCUAGGUAUAUUUUAACACACGCUGGAACUUCAGAUGGGUUCAUUGAGAACGCUUGUUUACUUUACCAAGCUAAUACACUUAGCGGAGAUGAGUAUGCGAAGAAGAACUUUGAAUUUUACCAAAAAUGGCUAGAUGAAAAAUUACUACCAAACUUACCGGACGGUUCUGUGAUAGUGUUAGACAACACAUCAUUCGAUAAUAUUUUCGUGGAGACACUGCCGACGAUGCAUGCAGAUAAAUCUCAAAUGGAAGCAUGGCUGUCGUCCAAGAACAUACCCUUCGAAGCAAACUUAUGCCAAAUUGAGUUAUACGACUUAAUAAGGCAGCAAAAAAGCGCAUUUACAACAUACAAAAUCGAUACCUACAUAAAGAGUAAAGGAUUCGAAGUACUGCGCCUGCCUCCGCACCACCCAGAACUCAACGCAAUAUUCAACAUAUGGGACACCGUUAAAAACGACAUCGUUACGGUCGACCAUGAUGUAGCUUACACGGAAAAAAUUAUUCGCCACGGUUUUGAAAAAAUAACUUGUGAAACAUGGCGCAAUACCUGCGACACAGUAAUUAAGAAAGAAAAUGAAUAUUUGGAGUACUUUGACACUGGCUUUGUAUACAUAGCCAAUUUGCAAGACGAAAGUGAGGGCGAAAUGGAAUCUGACCCUAAAUCGGCUGAAUCUGAAAGUGAUGGUAGUGGCGACUUUGACGAUUCAACCUUCGUAGAAGAUGAGUAAUAAAAUAAAUACUUGAAUGAAA